UAGUUUUACAAGAUAAUAUUGCAUUACAUACUAUAUAUUGUAUAUAUAUCACAUUGGAUAAACGGAAUUUACAUCUGUGAAUUUAAUGUGGGUUACUAAAUUGUAACCAAGUCACGAGAUACUGGUGACCUCGUAGCUCUUUUAUUUUGUGCAACAAGUAUUAUGAGCAAAAUUAAUUGGCUACCGAUUAGAAAUAAAAAAAAAUUCUUCUCAACAGAGUUAUAAUUGAAAACGAGAUUUCAUUUAUAAUUACUUUAAUUUGAUUAUUAUGUUUGUUGUUUAUUAUAGAAAGAUCCCACGAGUGGAUUCUGGGUUCAUCAGAUGCAAGAUUAUGUCAAGAACUCGGGAUCCUUUGUCUACCUGGAGAAUAAAGUGCAUAAACUAGAAUAUGGUGAUCACUCCCUUUUGCUGUACGGUACACCGUGGACUGCCAAGUACGGGAGUGGCUGGAAAGCAUUUCAAAUUCCGCGGGAAACUCUGCCGGAGAAAUGGGAAACUAUUCCAUCAAAUAUAGAUAUCCUUGUAACUCAUAUGCCACCUUUUGGAGUGCGUGAUUCGAAUGCAAGGGGUGAAAAAUCAGGAUGUAAAAGUUUACGGAAAACUGUUUCUAAAAUAAAACCUAAACUUCAUGUGUUUGGUCAUAUCCAUGAAGGGUACGGGAUACAGGUCCAGGAUGGAAUAAUGUUUGUGAAUGCUGCCUCGGUUAAAAAUGGAAGUACUACAAUGAACCCUCCUAUAGUAUUAGAGUUUGAUCUGAUGAAGAGAAGAAUAGUUCAGUUUAUACCAGGACCAGCUCAUGCCCUACAACAACUUGUAAAGUCUCGGGAAGGUCUAAAAUGAAUUCUCCACCAAAUAUAUCAACUAAACUCUUCCAGGGGAAAACUGAUGAAGAAGAAAAGAGUAUUCUUCAUCUUGUGACGGAGUAUAUGGAAGGAGCAUCGAUCCAUGGAUUAAG
Messenger RNA from Eurytemora carolleeae, 955 nucleotides. Its product is annotated as metallophosphoesterase MPPED2-like. Gene Ontology annotation, molecular function: hydrolase activity. NCBI's taxonomy places the organism in Eukaryota, Metazoa, Arthropoda, Copepoda, Calanoida, Temoridae. The coding region runs from base 322 to 840 and encodes 172 amino acids. The record is from RefSeq and is a predicted model, not a curated record. The transcript has 8 exons.